Messenger RNA from Ochotona princeps (American pika), 963 nucleotides. RefSeq names its product POP5 homolog, ribonuclease P/MRP subunit (gene POP5). Gene Ontology annotation, cellular component: ribonuclease P complex. The coding region runs from base 96 to 611 and encodes 171 amino acids. Gene Ontology annotation, molecular function: ribonuclease P RNA binding. The record is from RefSeq and is a predicted model, not a curated record. Gene Ontology annotation, biological process: tRNA 5'-leader removal. Lineage: Eukaryota; Metazoa; Chordata; Mammalia; Lagomorpha; Ochotonidae. The transcript has 5 exons.
AGUUCCCUCUCCGAGUGGCUGCUCGGUGAUGAAAGCCAACUUCCCCUGGGCGGCGGGGCGCACCAACAUCCGGCGAGCUUGUGGGUGAAGAAACCAUGGUGCGGUUCAAGCACAGGUACCUGCUCUGUGAACUGGUGUCUGACGACCCCCGCUGCCGCCUGACUCUGGAGGACCGUGUGCUGAUCGGCCUCGUACGGGACACGAUCGCCCGGGUGCAUGGGACCUUCGGCGCGGCGGCCUGCUCCAUCGGCUUUGCAGUUCGAUACCUCAAUGCCUAUACUGGAAUAGUGCUGCUUCGAUGCCGAAAGGAGUUCUACCAGCUGGUGUGGUCAGCCCUGCCCUUCAUCACGUAUUUGGAGAACAAAGGACACCGCUACUCCUGUUUUUUCAACACCUUACACGUGGGAGGUACCAUUAGGACAUGUCAGAAGUUCCUGAUUCAGUACAACAGGAGGCAGCUGCUGAUCUUGUUACAGAACUGCACCGAUGAAGGAGAGCGGGAGGCUAUCCAGACGUCUGUCAACAGAAGCUGUUUAUUACUAGAGGAAUCAUCUGGGGAGGAAGAGCUUCCAGACAGUGGAGCUGAGGAAGCGGCUGAGGCCAUGGCGUGAGCUGACCACCCAGCAGGCUUCACUGUGUCCGAGAUCUCAGAGUGGAGGACAGUCAACCGGAGAACCAUCUUCUACAGCUUAAAAUGGAGGCCAUGCCCACUGAAAACACCAAAGUAGUUUUUACUGUGCUCCUGGCUAAGUAGUCCUACUGGUUGUAAAGGCUGUACAUUUGUAGAUAUUCCUGUCUCUGUGGCUGAGAGUAGACGUAAUAUUUGGUUUCUGUAGCACUGAGCCCAAGAAUUAGGUUACAAAAAGGGCUCACACACUCCAUGCCUAACCAGGUCUCUUCUUCCAUACACCACUGGCUUUUCUGUGAACACAACCUCCCCUCUUACGGUACUAGACAAAUUGU